Cucumis melo (muskmelon) is the source of this 3393-nucleotide messenger RNA. RefSeq lists its product as uncharacterized. The transcript has 2 exons. Bases 402 to 2930 code for a protein of 842 amino acids. The record is from RefSeq and is a predicted model, not a curated record. Lineage: Eukaryota; Viridiplantae; Streptophyta; Magnoliopsida; Cucurbitales; Cucurbitaceae.
AUAUAUAAAAGACUAAGAAAAAAAAAAAAAUGAAGAACUCAGUUGCUAUAUAUAUAUUUGCCAUGCAAAUACCCAAUUUUUCUGCAGGGUGAGGAAAUAUUUUCAUCUGAAUUUGGGAUUUUAUUUCUUAAUUUUCUCCCCAUUCGAAGCUGGGUGGCACAGAGGUUUCAUCCAGAAAAUUGUUAUCCUGAUUCUUCAAUGGUUUCGGGCGAUUCACAUCUCAGAAAAGGGAUUUUCUGGCUUUCAAAAUUUUGGUUGAUUACUUGAUGACGUCCACGUAUAUUGGUGAAUUUACAUUGGUCCAUUGGAGAUCAGUCACACUGUAAUGAUUGUGCUAGCACUUCCAGAAAAGUAGAAGGAUAGUAAAAUACUCAUCAUUUGCAGAUUUCAAUAUUGAGGGGAUGGAUUGCAAUAAGGAUGAUGCCAUUAAGGCCAAACAGGUUGCUGAGAAAAAGUUUGUGGAGAUGGACAUUGCGACUGCAGUUAGAUUUGCCUUGAGGGCCCAUAGUUUGUAUCCGAGUCUUGAUGGUCUUCCGCAAUUUAUUGCAACUCUUAAUGUUUACUUGUCUGCAGAGAAAAGAAUUGAUGGAUGCAUUGAUUGGUACAGGAUCCUUGGUGUGGAUCCUCUUGCUGAUGAAGAAACCAUUAGGAAACAUUAUAGAAAAUUGGCACUCAUUCUUCAUCCUGAUAAAAACAAAUCAAUUGGUGCAGAUGGGGCCUUUAAAAUUGUAUCUGAAGCUUGGAGCUGCUUGUCUGACAAAGCCAAAAGAGCAGUGUUUGACCAUAAGCGGAAUAUAAGAGGUAUGCCUAUGAAGUCCAAUGAAAUAAGGUCACCAGUUCCAAUUGUUCGGAAUGGUUUCCAUAAUCUCUUCCCCAAUAAUAAUUUGAAUAGAUGGCAAUGGAGAAGUGAUAAUGAGGUCCCUUCUGCCCCAUCUUCUCAUCCAGUGAAACCCACGUUUUGGACAAUGUGCAAUUCAUGCAAGGUGCAUUUUGAGUAUCUCAGAUCUUAUCUUAAUCACAAUCUUAUUUGUCCCAACUGCCGCAUAUCCUUUUUGGCUGUUGAAAACCCGUCCCCACCUUUCAAUGGGAAUCCUCCAUCCUCCCCAUGGACUUUCAACAUGCAGCAACAGGCUUCCAGUGCAUACAACCAUUUCAAGAAAUCAUUUAAUGUGGAGAAGACAGAGUUUUCUGCUAGGGGAAGUAUGGACUCCGCAGGAUAUGGUAGUAUGGAAUCUAUGCAUAAAUCUUUUCAUUCUGGUACGUCAUGUAAAGUCAGAGCAACUGAAAGUACGCAAGCAUCAGCUUCUUCAGCAGCUAAAGCUUUUAGUUUCUUCAAGUCAUCAUCUCCAAAGAUGAAGGUAGGGCAUAAAGAUGGCAUAUCGGCAGCUAUGAAAGAGGAAUUUUCUCCAAGGGAAGAUCACACUCCUAACAAAGGGGAUGCUGGUCUUGCCUCUACAUCCUUCAAUAACAGUACCUGCUCUGCACACAAAGGAGAUAGACGGAAGAAAAAAAUGCGCAUAUCUGGACAUAAAAUGCAGGGCAAUAUCAAAAACUUUCUCAGACAAAUAGAAAUAGAUAAUGCAGGGAUUAUUAAGGAGAGUAGUGGGUCUCAAAAGUAUAGCUUUGAAGGAAGAAGGCCAAUCACUGGAAAGUUUAGACCUCCUAAUAAUACAAGGGAGCUUUCCCAAGUGGAAUUGCGACAGAUGUUGAUGGGGAAGGCUAGGAACGAGAUCUGCAAGAAGCUUAAUGAAUGGAAAGCAGAUGCGUCAUCAACCAUUUUGCAAAGGAUGGCAAAUUCUAACAAGAAUCUUGUUGAAGAGAAAGAGGGGAAAAGUGUUGUUCUAAAUGGUAUGGAAUCCAGUAAAGAUUUGAAUACUGCAUGUAGUAAAGAUGAAUUGCAGACAACAUAUACUUUACCUUCAAAUUCCAGUGAGAGUCCAGACACCAAGGAUUCUGAAUCUUUCUCCAUGAGCGUUCCUGAUCCAGAUUUUUAUGAUUUUGACAAGGAUCGUGCGGAAAAGUCAUUUGGUAGUAAUCAGGUUUGGGCUGUUUAUGACGACGAUGAUGGUAUGCCUCGGUAUUAUGCCAUGGUUCACAAAGUUAUAUCAUUGAAACCAUUCAAAAUGCGGAUCAGUUGGCUUAAUUCUAAAAGUAACAUUGAACUGGCCCCGUUGAACUGGAUUGGUUGUGGAUUUCCAAAGACUAGUGGGGAUUUCUGGAUUGGAAAGCAUGAAGAUUAUGGCUCUCUCAAUUCGUUCUCACACAAAGUUAAGCAGAUAAAAGGCAAGAGAGGAGCUAUUAGAAUCUUUCCUGGUAAAGGAGAUGUGUGGGCUCUAUAUAGGAAUUGGUCUCCUGAUUGGAAUGAGCUUACUCCAGACGAUGUCAUUCACAAAUAUGACAUGGUGGAAGUCCUUGAAGAUUACAAUGAAGAUAAAGGGGCUGCUGUUGUUCCAUUAGUUAAAGUUGUUGGUUUCAAGACUGUGUUUAAAAAGCACUCAAAUCCAUCGAAGAUCCGCAAUAUUCCCAGAGAAGAAAUGUUUCGGUUUUCUCACCAGGUCCCUUCAUGCUUGCUUACAGGUCUUGAAGGUCAAAAUGCUCCUGCUGGUUGCUGGGAGCUCGACCCUGCAGCAACGCCCCUGGAACUUCUUCAAGUUCCCAAUGAAGCUGAAAUAGAACUAGAAGAAGCAGUUGAGAGCGCCGAACAAGCCAAGGACAGACACGCAAUUGAAGCUAUAAAAUGUGCUAAAGCAUCAAACCUUGAGAAUAAUGUAGAAACAACUAUGCGAGGGCUAGAAGUUCAGGAUAAUGUAAAGGUGGAAGAUCUAAUGAUGCAUAAGGGAAAUAAAACAACAGUUCCAAAGAUGAUUGUGUAUAGCCGGAAACGGUUCCGGGGAAAAUUGCCAAUCGGUGCCGAGUUAUCAGCACAUUAGAUAACUUUUGAGAAAUUGUUUUCAGAUGAAUAUACCAUAGACAUGAGUGUAGCAGCAAAUGGCAUACACAGUACAGCAUCUAAGCCCCAAUCCAUCCUAAUCGUUGUUUUGAUUUAAUUUUUUUGUUCAUUUUAUUUGUCUUCUCAGUCCUGAGAGAUAUUAAUUGGUGAUACAUGUGGAGAAGUGUUUCUUUAGUCUAGUUUUUCUCUCUCACGCUGUUUAGGCUACAAUUUUGUCUAGUUUUUGACACCCUCAAUACUAAUUUCGGUUUCAGUUUCUGGUAGCUUGGGGAGUGUUGGAAAAGGCAGUUUCCUUUGGCUUUGAUUAACCAUAUGGUAUACAAUAUCGUAGCUCCAGAUUGAUAGGCUAAUUUAACUCUUUGCUCCCAGAGAUGUAAUUACUUUACUUGUACAUUCGAGGUCAUUAUCUAUCCGUUCCUUUUUAAUGAAAAAUCCAUUUUGAA